Messenger RNA from Didymodactylos carnosus, 1077 nucleotides. Lineage: Eukaryota; Metazoa; Rotifera; Eurotatoria; Philodinida; Philodinidae. The record is from the annotation of a GenBank genome assembly.
AUGCUAUUUGCAUAUAAUACGUGUAAAUAUGAGAUACAGAUUGGUUCAAAAAAAGUACGAUGUUUGGAUAAGGAAAGAGAUGUAAAUUGUUUAACUCAUGUAGAUCCUACAGAUUUUAUUCUAUCAGGUGAUGUGGAUAGUUGUUCGGUGACCAGUUUAAUAUUCAAUUUUACAUUAUCAUCAAAAAUGUUUACAUUUUUAAAUAAUACAUCUGCAGCAAAUAGAACAAAAUUAGGUAAUUUAUUUAAAAAUGGAACGGGACAAAAUAAACUAGAACUUUUAGUGUAUAAACAAGAUGAAACACGAAUGAUACUGGGUUUGAAUUUAGACAAUUUAAUAUCAUUAAAAUUUAUUGAUGAUUUGACCAUUUAUAUUCGACGACUGGAUAAUGUUUCUACAAAUGUUUUACAUUUAAAUGAUGAAUUUUUUAAUCUUUAUCUAAAUUUGCCGCGAAAUAUUACCAUCUAUUAUUAUUGUAGUAAAAUACAAUCAACUGCUAUAGUGUAUGGAAAACAUCUAUCAGUAACAGAUGUAGUAAAAAUUUGUAAUAAUGUUUACUAUCGUUCAACACCAAUUGAAUGUCAAUUUAAAGUUGAUAGUUCGACAUGUACAACUAUAGAUAAUUUAAUUGAUUGUUCAAAAAUAAAAGAUCCAAAAGAAAUUAAAGUUGUCGUUAAAAAUGGAACAAUUAUCGAAAAUAAAACGUGUCAUGUUCGAUCAUUAACAUUAGCAUUUUCAACAUUAAAAACAUAUACUGAAUUUUUAAAUCUAAUUCCUGAUAUCGAGACACCAACAAGUAUCAUCUUAAACACUCUCUAUCUUGAUUAUAUUAAUGACUAUCAAUUAGAUGAAAAAUUAGUAAUGCAAGAAAAAACAUUACAUGUAAAAAUUGAUCAAUUAAAUCAAAAUGAAUUCAUUCUUGAAACUUCUGAUUUAUUUGGAGGUGGUGUUAUACAACCAUUAGAAUUUUUCAUUGAAUUCAUAGAUAAGAAAGAUCCACCUUCUAAAAUUAUUAUCAAUGAAACCAUUAUGAAAUUAUUGGCAAAACUCAAAAUUAUGGCACCAUGUGACAGGUGA